Molecule: messenger RNA, 6716 nt
Organism: Equus caballus (horse)
Lineage: Eukaryota; Metazoa; Chordata; Mammalia; Perissodactyla; Equidae
Source: RefSeq, a predicted model, not a curated record
AACUUAACCACUCGGCCACAGGGCCAGCCCCUGCUUCAGAAACUUUUAUUGCACAAAUGGCCACAUUCUGAACUAUGCUAUCUUACUUUUAAAUCCAUAAAUACAUAAAUAUCCUAAUAGUGGAUUAUGUGCCCUAUACCAGGCUGGGUGCUGGGUACUCCUCCACUUCAUCUCUCCAGCACAUCUGAGAACUGCUCAGAAACCAACCUUGGAAUUGAUGGUUCCAUGCAUAGAUAUGUCAGUUUCUGUGUUAAACGAGUCUUGGAAAUUGUUUACAAUUUCAUCUUCAGGUUGUACUCUGUCUGGCACUGAGAAUUUAGCUUCUAGCUUUUUGAAAGAAUAAGUUAUAAGCCAAUUUGGCAGUCAAGAAGAGGCCAACAUUACGGUUAGGAUUUUCAGUAGUUUCCCAGAAAACAGGAUUGAUGUUUCCAUUAUGACACAAUGCCAUAAAUACAGCUAUUUACUUCUGCCUGCUAUGUUCUCUUUCCCUUAUUCUUUGUCUAUCUCUGAAAAUUUUCUGGGGCUAGACAUCCAGUGGUGAUGUGAGGGCCUGUAAUUUUGAGAAUGACACAGGGGCUCCCUCUCAGGGUAUAAACACUUCAUUCACUUGUGUGUCAACAGACCAGCCUGGUAUAAUUGCAGAGACAGCAAUUUGUUCCUUUCCCUUUUCCUGUGAGUGAAAACACUGGGCAUGCUUAGAAACCUACCCCAGGGAAUGCUUUACGCAGGCAAUUCCGGAAGAAGGGAACUGUGAUGCCUAGUUUCAGAAAAAUAGAAUGGACAGCAGCAGCCUACGCAGUAGCCUUCUGUUUCAUAUUAUAAGGUAAACAGGAGUCGCAUCUAUGGAAAGGAUUCACAUCAUAUGAACUUGAUGAAUUUUAAACUUUCUCCAUGAAUGCUAUUUUGAUCAUUCUACUUCUUUUCUCACAGGAUUCAAAUACUUAAAAUAAAUAGGGUUGUGUGUUUGCCCUGAUAGCGAGAAAUUAAAGGAGACUCCAUGAAAGGUAGCAUUUUUAUCUCUAAUCAGUUUUUUGGGGGAAGAGGGGAGAAGCCCCAAGGAAUAGACUGCUGAUGACAGAACCACUCAAAAACCUUACUAACAUAAAGCACAGUCAAAAUCAUGGUGUGCACAUCCUACUAGCACUCAUACUAAUAAUAAACCAGAAGGGCCCUGGGGCUGCAAAAUUUAGGGUCAUGGAUGGUUACCCCCCACACUGUUUGUAAAUGUCUUCAUUGACUUUUCUUUCUAUAAUCUGUUCCCAGCACAGGGGCAAUCUAAAAUAUACUCUGUAGUUGCCUUGAUUUUUCCCUUUGAUAAAUUCAUGCUUUCAGAUUUUUAACCUCUUUAUAACUAGACUUUAGUUUCUAUUUUAUCUGCUGUGAACAUGUAGCCUUUUUACAACUAGAAUAAAAAUUUUAGCCUGCCUUGUAACUUUUCAUCUAUUUUCUCCUUAAACUUAGAUGAAGUAAUGGUGGUAUUUCUUUCAUUAGGGCCAGUGACCUCCAAAUCAAAAGGGUUUGCACAGGGUUGCAGAUCAUAAGAUGGUGGGGAGGAAAGAUGUAGGAAUGAACCAAUUGGACUCAAAUAGCAGUGUGUUUUUAGGAUGGGAAUGUUGUCCAGUUUUCUCUUUAAAGAAAAAAUAAAGAUUGCUUUUCCUUCUCUUCAUCUUCCUCAUUCUUUAUAGAAACAGAAUCCCUGGAAUUAAUAAUCACAGCAAAGUAAAAAGGAACAUUAUUGAUUAAUUUAGUCCAUAAGUAUUUAUUGAACCCUUCCUACAUGCCAGGCACUGUGCUAUAAGAUGUCUCAGAAAAAUCUUCCUUUUGGUAACAGGACUAUAUAUAGCUGGCUUAGGAUAUACACUGCCCAUGAGGGUAGCGUUUUAAAUGUGCUGAUUUUGAAAUGGGGGAAAGGAUUAGAGAGAGGGGGAAUUAGUUAGACUUUUACACUAAUCUACCAGGACAAUAUAAUCAAAAAUAUGUUGAAUAGUAUAAUACAAAUUUGUAUUUGGAAAAAUGCCAAUCCUUUUUUAAAUGCAAAUUUUAGAGAGUAAAACUGUAGAGUUUUCACUGGGGUAACAUGAAUGCCAAAGAUUAAGGAACUUUGUGUUAAUAGUAUACAUUGCACAUGCCCCUUGUCGAUUUUUUUUUUUAAGUAAAUAUGCCUUAAAGAGAGUAAAACCAAAGCCACCUUGAAAUCCAUGAGUGUGGUCAGGAGAGCACUGGCCAAACUCCAACUUCUUUUUCCAUCUCUCGUCCCACACCAGCCAAAAUGUGCCAGGCCCAACUCAGCACCACUGCAGAUUCUCCUUCUUCCCUCUCCUGCAUUCACCAUAGCCUUUGUCACUUUCUCUUUUCCAAAGACCCCUGAUCCUCUACACUCUUCCUGGUUGGUGGAGGCAUGACUGAUACUUUCCAUCAUUCAUGCUUUGGCUAGGGAUUCAGAGGCCCUUUGCAAAGCAGAUAAGUGCCAAGCAUCAGCGUUUCAUUUUCACAUGUGGCAUCUGUUCUGUCACCAAGAGACAUUACUAUCACCAUCAUACAAUUAAGCAAGCUAUAGCUGAGAGGCGAGGAAAGAUGACCCACUGCAGGUCACACAUCAGUCAACAGGUGUUGUAAUGAGUGUCCUUUUUGUUCCAAAGGACAAAAAAUAUACAAGCUGAAGUCAAAACAAGGGUUGCUAGAAGAAUAUGAGGAAUGUCACAGAGUGCUUUGCAAGAAAUCUAACAAGGCCUCAUUCUAGUAAGACAAUCUUUUAGUUGCUUCUCUCCCCUCUUCUUCUCUUCCUGUCUCCUGCUCAGCCCUUACCCUCUAUCUUACUCUCUCUCAAAAGUUAUCUCAUAUCUUUGCUUUGCUCUGCUAACUUGCUAUAUUCAUUUCUCUGUAUGCUGGUUUUCCUUGCAACAAUUUUAGUUUCUGUACCUUUCAAUUUCAGGUUGCCCUUAGCUUCAUCAUAGCAUCAAUUCUGGCCCUAAAUCUAGCACUCUAAGGCCUAACAUUCUAAAUUUAUAUUUUAGAGAUAAAAUCUGAUCAUCUCAGCUGAAUCUCAUCCCUGAGCCAAGAACCUGUGGUCAUUGGGUAGUUUGGUGUCACAGAAGAGAAGCCUGUCCAGCUGGGCCCAUCAUGGCCACCUGGACUGCUGGCAAAAUACCAUUUUGAAGAAGGAAAUGUGGAGGGAAAGCUGUCAUAAGGACAGCAGCAGAAUCAGGUCACCUCUUCUGAUUUCAGUCCUGUGCUCUUUGCAUGACAUCAGCCUGAGGGACUAUGUUGAGUUGUCUUCGGAUUCCCAUAACACUCUACAAAACCCCCAGAAAUUGCAGAUGCUGACACAGAGUUGGUUGAUAUGAUGAACUUGAAGUGAAUUGAGCUAUUAUUGGCAGGUCAUAGACACAACUUAUUCUUUCCAACUGAAAGUCAACUUUUAGUUAAAUGUCAUCCAAGACCUGCUUGAGCCAAGCCCAUAGACAGGGUCAGGAGGGAGAAGGGAUAGAGAGAAGGAGGGUUUUUAAGAUACACAAUCAGGUUUCAUGAGCAGCAUCCUGAGCUUAGAAUGAAAGAAAAGAAUAGAGAAAUGGAAAACCAUUGUGCCACAUAGUCAUUUGUCAUUCUUGUGCAGCUGCCAGAGAAAUCAGUAAAACAAAAACUAAGGCAGAAGCUACACAGGAGAGUAGAGAGUUCAAAUAAUUCAAGUACACAGGUGAGACUCUUCCUGUGUCUUUUCUCUAGGAUCAAAUGGAUCAAGACAGGGCACAGAGAACUGGAGGCCCCUUCUACUCCUAAAGCCCCAGAGACAUGGGACCAGUGAGUUGAGGUUGGGUAAGAAUCUUCAGAACUCGUCAACUUUAGAUAUUGAUGUACUGUUUCAUCCAUUUUCCACCUGCAUCUCCUAUAUAUUCUUCCCUUAAAUCCUCUUUUGCAGUGUUUCCUUAUUACAAUUCAGAGACUAGAAAAAUAAACUUUUAGAGAUUUUAUUUUUCUCUUUUUUCCCUCGCAGCCUAGGUCUUCCUCCUUCCCCCUUUCUCCUCCUCCACACCCUAGGGAGUCCCCAAGGAAAUUUAGCUAGUUCGCCAGUCUGGGCUGCACUGUAAUUUGGGUUGGCAAACACUGCAGAGCUGCAAGCACCAUUUACUUUUUUUCCCCCUCUUUGCACCAUUCCCUCUUCUAUUUACUUAUCACCUCGAAUGUUUACAGUCCAGUAAGAGGUCAUAUAAAUUUAUUAAACCUCUCUCUUUUUUUUUCUUUUCCUUUUAAAAAGAUGUUAUUUUAAGUUUUCCUUUCAAUUUCCUCCGAUUUUCAGAAUAGUUCCUCAGGGCUCUCAUUAUUUGGAUCUCCCACUGACUUAAUCUUCUCUAGAGCAGAGCGCUUGGAAUUUCUUUGGCUUCAGCUGGCAUGUUAAUCACUUGCCUAGCCUCUAAAGAGGGAGAGCCUCUUUCAAUGGAGCUGCUGCCUGAGUUGCUGUCACCGCAGCAAAGAAAACACAUCUGGACUCCUCUGUUGAAAGCAAUCUGCCCCCUGCCAGCUGCUCAGCUUUGUGGUCACAGCAGAGCAAGCCCCGUGGGAGGUGGGGGAUAUAAGCAACGAGAAGAACAGCUGCCAUGUAGACUCCAUCCAAGGUGGAGAAGCCUCUUCAAUAGCUUCUAACUCCAGGCGGUGCCCAGGAAGAGACAUGGCAGAGCCCACACCAGCCCCCAAUGCCUUGGCCUCCUCUGGCCAAUUCUAAUCACGUGGCUUCUGUGAAUCAGCUGGGAAGCCUAUGGGAUAUUAAUUUGGGGCCCUUCAUACUAACUAGAAUUUUCCUUAUUGAUGGUAGAACACAGGCUUUUCCAUUAUUUAGGGGUGAGUUUACUUUAGGCAAAAUCUUCCCAGAAUAUAGAAGAAAUUCCUUCUGGAAGUUCCAAACUACUUUGAGUAUGACCCUUGUAUAAGCUUUGCUAAUUUCAACUUUGAAGACAGGGUUCCUAUUGGUGCAUGAUAAAUUGCCCACAGUUUCUAGAACAAUGUCUUGCAUAUAUUACACGUUUGAUUUGUAAUUAUUAAAUACAUUAAAAGAGACCCAUCUGUAGAGUGACCUAGUGGAUUUUUAUGGAUAAACAUCACCUGUUUGCUCAUACAGAGCUCCAUUAUGCUGUAUCUAUUCAAGAAACUAGGUACUAUAUUCAUGUUGAAUCUAAGCAUGACGUCAUCAUUCAAAUCCUUUGAUCUGAACACUCUUCUCAGCCCACUCUUCCCUAAUCAUGAUUCCACCAUGAAGAACACUCCUAGCUCGUUCUCCUUUUUCUUUUCUUGCUUUGCCCCUCAUUCUUGCUGCUCGAUAUGAUUUCCCCAGUGAUGACCUGGGUUUUUCUCACCAUGGCUUUUCUACUUGCCAUGAUACUGGUUGCCUCAAUGGAACUGAAUGCACUAUAGUUUUCUCUCAAUAUCAUGUGGUUGAUAUUUUGGGUCUUCUGCAAGGCUAGCCACACCUCUGACAAGAACCCCUGGACAUUACCUGUGGUACUUAAUAUCAUCAGCUCUACAGACGCAGAUGAUUCGCUUCGAUGAGGAAUGAGUAUUGAACCUGGACCCUGCCAAAAGGGAAAGUUUCUCACACCGAAGACCUAUGCAUUUGAUGUCAGAUUACAAAAUCUCAGUGUGUUUGAUGGCUAUUUCUGUUUAGAUAUUUUCCUAGUUUUCUGUUUUUUCAAAUCUACAAUAAUUUUGGUGGAAAAUUAAGUGAAUAAAGUAUUUAUUGAACAAAAAUACCCCUAAAGCGACCUCUCACUCCCAAGUUUUAAUGGCUCCUCCUGUAUGAAUAAACCUCACAUCUGUACCUUCAGCUUUGAUUCUCUCUUUCUUGGACUGCAAGAUCCUCUAUUAGAGUUUACCGGAUUUAAUUGAUCUUGUUUUUUUCUAGGACCAAUGUAAUGCUUAUACAGCUAAGGAAGAUUAAAUAAAUUAACUCUUUUCCUGCUCAUUAUGUUCCCCUAAAUGUCCUGCUACCAUCCAAAACACACUUUUAAUUAUUCAAAAAAUGUUUACUGAGCAAAUAUAAAGCAUGAGGCAAUUUUCAAGCCACCAGUGAUGAAUAACACAGACAUAAUUCUCACCCUCACUGAGUUUACAUUUUAAUAAAACCUUCAGCAAAAUUCAUUAUUAUUCCUCCAAAUUCAAAUCAUUUAGCCAAUGUCCUGGCUUCCCUAUAUCUAUUAAUCUUCUAAUUCUUCAGCAUUAUGGUAUUGUACAUAGUAUAAACUUCAUAAGGUUUUGUUUAAUCACAUCCAUGAAUUUUUACUUUUCCAUACCCAGUUUCAUGUAUGAUCAUCCACUUCUUCCUGGUGAGCAUUCCUUUAUAAUAUUUCUUAGAUUGGUCCCUUAUUUGCUAUCUUAAGUGAGUUCCUGAUUGCCUCAUUUCCUCCCUCUCAAAUGUCUUCUAGUUGAUUUUACUUUUCCUUGUCUGUCCCUAUUUUCAGCCAGUCUGCUCAAUACUACCACUUCUGUCUCAAUCAAAGCUGUUUUGGUUCUAAAUAACAAAAUCCUAUUUCAAGUAAAAUAGACAAACAGGAGGGAAACACAAAUGUGACAUAAUGAUGCAAAGGUAUAACAAAGUUACCAAAGGUAGAAAUUAUAAGAAGGACUUCAGAGACUGAUGAUAUGGCAGAAACUGCAUUUAUUCUCUCAUUCUCUCCAGAAAACUAUUAUUUCUCAUCUCUGUUUCCUCUCUGUGUCUGUUUCACCUUCUC